Messenger RNA from Colletotrichum higginsianum IMI 349063, 1140 nucleotides. Its product is annotated as Fatty acid desaturase. Gene Ontology annotation, cellular component: membrane. Gene Ontology annotation, molecular function: sphingolipid delta-4 desaturase activity. Gene Ontology annotation, biological process: ceramide biosynthetic process. The transcript is spliced from 2 exons. The coding region runs from base 1 to 1140 and encodes 379 amino acids. The record is from RefSeq and is a predicted model, not a curated record. Lineage: Eukaryota; Fungi; Ascomycota; Sordariomycetes; Glomerellales; Glomerellaceae.
AUGGCCUCAUCCGGUGCCGAAACCGUGACGAAGGCGUCCAAGCGCAAGUCCACCGCCGCGCCCGCUGCAGAUGGCGCCGCCGCCGGUAAGCUGAAGACCGACGCGCCGUCCGCCGAGAAAGACUUCUUCUGGACCUACACCGAGGAGCCGCACCGAACCCGCCGCCUUGCCAUCAUCAAGGCUCACCCCGAGGUCACGAAGCUCUGCGGGCCGGAGCCCCUGACAAAGUACGUCGUCGCCGGCGUCGUCGCGAUGCAGAUCUUUUGGGCCUGGUACCUCAGCGAGACGCCCUUCUUCUCCUGGAAGUUCUGGCUCGUCGGCUACAUCUUUGGCGCCACCGCCAACCAGAACCUUUUCCUCGCCAUCCACGAAAUUUCCCACAACCUCGCCUUCCGCUCCCCACUUGCCAACCGCCUCUUUGCCAUUGUCGCCAACCUUCCCAUCGGCGUCCCCUACAGCGCCUCCUUCCGCCCCUAUCACCUCACCCACCACAAGUCCCUCGGCGUCGACGGCGUCGACACCGACCUCCCCACCGCAAUCGAGGUCGUCUUCUUUGACUCCAUCCUUGGUAAGGCCUUCUUCUGCACCUUCCAGAUCUUUUUCUACGCCAUCCGCCCGACCCUCAUCUACAACGUCGCCUUCACCUGGGUCCACUACGUCAACAUCGCCGUCCAGCUCGCUUUCGACUUCGCUCUCUACUCCGCUUUUGGCUUCAACGCCAUCCUCUACCUCCUUCUCUCCUCCUUCCUCGCCGGCUCCCUGCACCCGGUCGCUGGCCACUUCAUCGCCGAGCACUAUGUCUAUGAGACCGUCCCCGCCGCUGCCUGCGACGCCGCCAACAAUAUCCCCGUACCCGAGACCUUCUCCUACUACGGGCCCCUUAACUUCCUUACCUACAACGUCGGCCUGCACAACGAGCACCACGACUUUCCCGCCGUCCCUUGGACUCGCCUGCCCAAGCUGCGUGAGCUCGCCAAGGAGUUCUACGACGACCUGCCCCGCCAUGAGAGCUGGACCUAUGUCAUCUGGCGCUUCAUCCUCGACGAGAACGUUGGCAUGACCUCCCGCGUCAAGAGGAAGCAGGGCGGCCGCAUUGUUGGUGGCGGCGCAAAAUGGUCACGCGAGGAGAUUGAGGCUUGA